UGAGAGUGAGCAUGGGGCAACAGAGUGUCCGAGGAGUGAGAUUCCCACACAGCCACCAUGCAUCAGCACCAACAGAGCACAACCAUGGCAACAGGCAUCGCGUUCUGUGUCAGCAUCUUUUUCCUGCUCUGCAGUUCCAACGUCACCCGGGGUGAGCUGGCUCUGGACUGCUGCCUGAAGGUCAGCCACACCAAAAUACCCACGCAGAUCGUCAGGGGCUACCAGCGGCAGGUCGGCGGCAACGGCUGUGACAUCAGCGCUGUCGUCUUCUUCACCAGGAAGGGCCGCAACCUGUGCGCCCCUCCUGGCCGUCCCUGGGUGGAGACGCUGACCGCCCACCUGGACAAGGAACGGAAAAGGUGCCAGGACAGCGCAUUCAAGCAGGGGAAAAGGUGCAGGACCUUGAGGUUUUGACCGUUCUGGAAACCGCCACAUCUCACCGCGGAGUGCAGCUGCCCAACCGAGUCAUCGAGGCUUCGCCAUGUCGAUGUUUGGGUUAUUCCAGAUAACUUUUCCUACAGUUCAUAAGCUAACUUACCAAAAUUCAUUCACAAGCAUAAACUUCCCGUCCAACUAACUCCAAAAAUAUAGUUAAAAUAGCUGGAUAAAAACACCUGACUUAGUUAUUGCCUGCACAUUAAUAUCGUAGCUAUUAAAUGUUGUUUAUGAAGUACACAUCACAUGUGAUUGGCUGCGAAUAACAAAGAUGCUAGUAGCUUAGCUACCUUGACUAGGUUCAAUUACAUUGGUGCUGACAUCUCUAUUGUUUUUUGUUAAUUGGUGCUGCCAUUCUUUGACUAGCCAGCAGUGUCUACCCAUAGGUAGUCUGCAAAUAUUGCUUCUGGCUUGCAAGUGGCAAGCUAAAGGUUGUGCCAUAUUACUAUAGGUACUAUAUAUAUGCAUUAGCUGAUAAAAAGAUGUCAUGUCAACAAGGUAACUACAGUGAAUGACAAUUCACCAACUAUAACUGAACUUAACUGAGUCAUUUUGAUGUCCCAAGCAUACUUCAUUAUAGUAUUUUUUCACAUAGGGUGCUUGCUAGCUAGGUAUAAUAAUAUUGUAAUGCAGUCGGGGUAAAAAAAAUAAAUGUAUUGCACAGGUAUACUAAUGAUGUAGUGUACAGAUAAACUAUCCUGCAACUCAGAUGUAACGACGCUGUUGCACUGUAAUAGUAUCAUACUAAUAAAAUAAUGUGUAGAAAUAAUGACACUUUAAUGCUGUGGAAACAAUCAUAAUGUAGAAUAACAUAGGUAUACAAAUAAUAUAUUACACAGGUGCAGUUAGUGUUCUACCUUUAUAAUGAUAAUGCUUUGUACAGGUAAAAUGCUAUAGUGCAAUGUAUUUGACUUUUUCCACAAACAUUUCUGUCAGAAAGUAAUUAAGCUUAGAAGCCUAUUUAUCAUUAUGUCCAUUGAAUUAGGGUAGCAAGGAAUUGUUUUUGACACCAGUAUGCAUUUUCUCAUUGUAAUAAUAUGUGCUCCGUGUUUUUGGCUUUUCCUACAAAUGUGACUUUGGAUUAUGACAGAAUUUUGUUUUGAAUAAAAAUGUGUACUGCAUCAAUGUAAA
Messenger RNA from Anguilla rostrata (American eel), 1566 nucleotides. RefSeq names its product C-C motif chemokine 19-like. Bases 58 to 414 code for a protein of 118 amino acids. The transcript is spliced from 4 exons. Lineage: Eukaryota; Metazoa; Chordata; Actinopteri; Anguilliformes; Anguillidae. Gene Ontology annotation, molecular function: chemokine activity. The record is from RefSeq and is a predicted model, not a curated record. Gene Ontology annotation, cellular component: extracellular region. Gene Ontology annotation, biological process: immune response.